This is a messenger RNA of Polyodon spathula (Mississippi paddlefish), 982 nucleotides long. RefSeq lists its product as uncharacterized. The record is from RefSeq and is a predicted model, not a curated record. Lineage: Eukaryota; Metazoa; Chordata; Actinopteri; Acipenseriformes; Polyodontidae. The coding region runs from base 102 to 650 and encodes 182 amino acids. The transcript has 5 exons.
UGUGGGAGUUUAGUCGAUAUUGAGGAGCGCAUAAUCCGAACUUCUGCCUUUUUCAACGGGGUCUGACAGCGCUGAGGUCGAGAGUUAUAACUGUAACGAAAAUGAGGACCGUCGCCGUGACAGCUGUCCUUCUGGUGCUCUGCACCCUGGCAAAAGCAACGAACUUCUCGGUGUCGGUGUUUUCUGGAGGCACGCUGAUCAGUGGCACAUUAUCAAACUCCGUGGUGCUCAGCCUGCCCCCUUGCAGAUUCGCAGGACAGCCGGUCAGUGUAAUAUGGAAUUACACAAACGGAAGCAGCGCUGGGAAUCUCCCAAACGCGUUCGUGGUGCCAGGGUGCCAAUUCAAGAGAGAUCUGAUUCAAGUAUCCGACAGCAACCCGCAGUUCACAGUGACCAGAAACCUGGGCUACCAGCUCACUGGACUGCAGCCAGGACAAACCUAUAAUUUUCAAUAUGUAAUCCCAGCGACACUAGACAUGAGCAACGUUGUGUCGGCUACCACCCGACAAGUGCAAGACUACAACUCUAUCGACGGCGGUCUGGGAGCCCGGUCUGGGGGUAUGAUCGUCAUCACCAUCCUGCUGUCCAUCGCCAUGUGCAUGCUCAUUGUUGGGCUGAUUGUGGCUAUCGUUUUGGGCCAGCGCAAGUAGACAUGCACGGCCACAAGAGCAACUACCUUAAAAACAUGUUUUCUUCACUUCCUGUGUGCAUGACAGCAUCCCUCGUGUUUCGGAUCUUUUUCCUUCCCGUCUUGGAGCCGUUUGUACUUGUCUGCAUUCCUUCAAGGCUGUGCACUCGGGUUAGUGUGUGGAACGGUCCCUCAGAAGUGUUUUUUAUGGCCUGAACUGUAAUAUAUUCCCAGUUUGUAGCAUGAUGGCAGCCCCUGCCCUAGCCUGACUACAGCUGUAAUGUGCAUGUCUGUUCCCCUGUGCUCUUUGUUUUAUUCUACAUUGUUAUUUUAAUAAAAACACACACAAUGUCA